This is a messenger RNA of Saprolegnia parasitica CBS 223.65, 1792 nucleotides long. RefSeq lists its product as hypothetical. Gene Ontology annotation, molecular function: transmembrane transporter activity. The record is from RefSeq and is a predicted model, not a curated record. The transcript has 2 exons. The coding region runs from base 42 to 1754 and encodes 570 amino acids. NCBI's taxonomy places the organism in Eukaryota, Oomycota, Saprolegniomycetes, Saprolegniales, Saprolegniaceae. Gene Ontology annotation, biological process: transmembrane transport.
GUCGAGAUUGCACUUUGCAGCAGAAUUAGAUUUCCGCCACCAUGCUGCGCGCGUGGCUGCGGGAGUACUGGAGCAUCACCGUUCGCACCAAGCCGAACGCCGAGGUGAGCGCGGAGAAGUGGCUCCUCCUAUGGCCGAUGCCCGGCGGCCAGUACGCCUUCUCGCCGUGCCUGCGCUUCCACCGCGUCUACAUCGUCCUCGCGGCCUUCCUCGCGCAGGCCGCCCUCGGCGUCCUGUACGCGAUGGCCGUCAUGACUGAGCCGUUCAACGACUACUUCUUCCCCGACGACGAUGCGACCGACCACGGCAAUCGGCUCCUCCUCGUCGGCGGCGCCUUCUUCACGUGCACCGUCGCGACGCUUGGGCCUGCCCUCGAGCGCCACGGGCCGCGCUGGAGCAUGAGCCUCGGCAGCGCCGGCGUCCUCCUCGGCUUCAUCAUGAUGCAAAUCGCGCUCUCAACGGCCGUGUGGGCCCUCAUGUACAUCGGAACGGUGUUUUGCUCGGUGGGCUUUGGCUACGUGUGCUUGACGUCCAUGGCAACAUGUCAAAAGUGGAUUCCCGACUUCCGCGGGACGGGCAGUGGCAUCUGCAUCCUCGGGUUCGGGCUCGGCCAAGCGUUCUGGACCUUCUUCAUCAACGCGAUCCUCGACGCCUUUGCCGCACCGCUCGACGUCAUCUUUUGGCUCGUCCUCGCGCUACUGACGCCACAGCUUGGGCUCUGUACGCUGCUGCUGCGGACGCCGCCGCCGUCGUUUGUCAUCCACGGCCACGACAUGCACGGGAUUCCGAUCGAGCGCGCACCGAACGCCAACGUUGUCCAGGACGAGUACCUCAAGAUCGGCAUGACGCUCGUCAACUUCAACCUCGUGGACCGGUCCGCGACGUCGGCGCAGCAUACGACAUCGGCGGCCGUCGAAGGCACCGAGCGGCACUACUACGAGCAGGUGAAGGCGCUCUCACUGGUGCAGUGCAUCUUCUCCACCGACUUUCUCUGCCUCUGCGUCGCGUUCGCCGCCAACUCGACGAUCGGCCUCACGUUCGUCUCGAUCGCGUCGCCCACGAAUAGCACCGACCCGACCAUCGCGCUCUACCAGAUCUCGCGCGACGACGCUGCGCACCUCGUCACUAUCGGGUCGGUCGUCGGCUUUGCGGGCCGGCUCCUCGUGCCGAUUCUCUCGGACGUCAUCAUCCGCGUCUUCUACGCCAACCCGGCCUUUGCGCGCAAGAUUGUGUUCGUCUUGCUGCUCGCGGUCCAGAGCGUCACGCUGCCGAUCUUUGCCGACCGGUUCGACUCGUACAGUGCGUUCCAGUGGCUCAUCUGCACGGUCAAGUUUGUCAGCGGCGGCGGCAGUGCGCUCAUCGCGUGCUUCCUCACCGACAUGUACGGCGUCUACAACAUGGGCACGAUGUACGGACUCAUCUUGACGAGCUGGUCCUUUGGCCUUCUGCUUGUGAAAGCGCUCGUGACCGACGUUCUCGGGCCGAGCCAGCUCCGGGGGUACUGGGUCCUCUCGCUCGUCGGGCUCGUGCUCAUGGUGUUUGUACGCACCGUCUCGAUCGACCGGUUCUACCACGGCUAUCAGUUUUCCAUGUUUGGGCGGAUCUUAGUUCAGAUUCCGUUCCGGACGCCCAACACGCAGUGGCGCAAGACGACGACGGACCAAGACGUGGUCAUACUCACGCCCAACCGCGGCUCGUUCUUCAUGUGGAGCUCGGACUCGGAGCGCAGCGGCCACGACAUCCGCGACAUUUAACCCACUACUCCAUAGUACACUUAAUUAUAUUACCGCAA